ACUGUCUGUAAAAAGAUGUAACAACAAGACUCUACAAACUUUGCUGCCUGUGUGCGCCAUGGCGAGGACACAGCUCCAUCUACGUUUGGUGGUUCUCAUCGUUUGCAUCGGUACAUCCUUAAGCAUUAGAAUCAGGAACAAGCUGUUGGGGAAGUGUCUGCAAGGAGAGACUGAUGGGAGAGUGGCACUCGGGGAUUGCAGUGUACAUGAGUCCUCCCAGCUGUGGCGAUGGCUUCAAGAGAACCAUGCUUUGCAGAGCCAGCACACAGCUCUGUGUUUAACUGCACCCACUGAGCAAUACGAAGGGGUCCAGCUGCAGCCCUGUGUCUUCAGUGAGCUAUCUGGAGAAUACGAAGAUAAAGGUAUGAGCAGACAGUCAUGGUCCUGCUCCAAAAAAGGCCACCUCACUUUGAUGGGGAAAGGGCUGCAUCUGAGUGCCAUUCAGGAAUCCUCUUUAGUUUUUGUUUCCAUGGAACACAAGCAAGGUAGCAGAUGGAGAGCUCUUGAUAACCAGACACUGUGUGACGAGAGAGGGAGCAUGCAUCACCGGGAGCAACAUAUUCAGUAUCCUGGAAAACCAGUGGAACCUGGCAUAUCUGCUGUGGAUGGGCAAACCCCGUUAUAUGAAGGUUUAAAAGACUCUGAGAUCACAGAGACGUACCCCAUCAAUAAUGUGUCUCUUCCAUCAGUAAACACUAAAUCUGCUGACCCCACCAUGAUAUUCUUUAAUAUGGACUAUGGUAUGGGCUGGAAGAUAACCAUGCUUGUAUUAAGCAGCUUGGCUUUGGUUUUGGGAACUAUUAUCCUCAUCCUUAAUGUGUAUUCUAACAGAAGGAAAAAGGUGGUGUGUGUUUGAAGUCAUAUUCACCAAGGCAAGAAAUGAGUGUCCCUGGUUCCCCGAUGCCUGGUGAAAGAGCACCCCUGACUGAACAUGCUAUGCGCCUCCCACAGUCCACCCCAACUUUGCAGAGAGGAGAGAUCCUUAUUGAAUGGAAGGAUGGCACUGUGACUCCUCUGUAUGAGGCAUGAGGUCCACAACAGGUGGGAUGUGAGAUGGAGAAUAAAAAGUUUUUUUUUUAUUUUUUUUAGUAAGAUUAUUAACAUUAAACUACUGAAGCACUUUUAGUUGUCUUUUUAAAGUUCUAAAAACCAUACCAAUGUAACAUUAUAUAGUUUUAGUUGAGUUUUUUUCUCCCUGUAAACUGAUUAAGAGCUUCAGAAAUAUAGUAUCCCCUUGUGACAGACUUGCCUGGUACUGGCAAUAUUGACUGUAGUAGUUACUUUUAGUAGUAACCUAAUAUUUAGUUUAUUUUACAGUUUAUGUUAAUAAAACAUAGAUUAUCUAUGUUUAUUAAUGUGUUAUAACAUGUCAUAUUUUUGUACAUUUUUAAAAUACUGGGAUGCUUUUGUUACUACAUUACACUUGGUGCUAAAUACACCAAUAAAUAUACCACUGAUAUCAAUUUGGGUAGCCCAUCAAAACAUUUUUUCCUAUCAUCAUCAUUAACCAUAGCAGUGCUUGUAGGACUGUAGUAAAGUUACAAGUUGCAGGAAUGUAUAAUCACAUACAUGUUAGGUUAAUGGAUGGUGGUGAUGGAGGUUCAGCCCAUAGCACGGAAACUUCCCAGCAGGAACCUGUUUACAGCAGCAAAACAGAGGGUGUUUUACUGUCUUUGGGUGAGGCUGCUGUUGCCUAGCAUCUAAUUUGAUCUUUAAGUUUGUAACAUAAAUGAGAAGAAAAGAUAUGAGCACUUCUUUUUAGCCCUAUGGAGUGUUUUUUCUCUUCAUUGGGUAAUAAUUUUGUACAAAAGGAUGUUUCUAACUGAGCUUAACAGUCAAGUGAUCAUAUUUACUUCUCUCCACCAGAUCACACAGUUUUCCGCAUGUCCAGACUCUGGCAGAAGGAAAACUGUGUGGCAGUUCUGUGUGGCAAACAAAGCAGAUUUUCCCCAGAUGUUUUGUAUCAAUAUAAUAGAUUAUAAUAAUACAAGGAUCUCUCAUCAAGGAGUGUCACCAAUUACUGAUCAUGAAUGUUUAUUUCUAAAUUACUUGUUUGUGUUUUUUUGUGUCCAAAACUAUUCUUCAUCAUAAACAUAUGACAUAGCACAUAUAAGCUAAACAUGUACCUACAGUGACUAAAAUCACUUUGCAUGUUUGUUGCGUAUGUGAGCAAAUACAUGUGCUUGUAUGUAUGUAAGCAUGUAUAAGCGUGUGCAUGCGUGUGCAUGUAAAUUAGGCAAUAGAAUAAUUAGCAUAAAAUUGCCUUUUGAUGCACCUUUAGAUGGGGCGGCCACAAAGGCUGUAGGUGGUGUAACCCUGUUUCUCUGAGGUGCACCAUGCUGUGACUGCUCCUCUGGGCUGUAUCUGGGAUGGACCUGGUGUAUGGAGAGCAGCAAAUACCAGGGCUGCAAUAUAAUAUUGAAGAAAACUGUUUGAUGGAUGUCCUAAUUUGGUACACAUUUUAUGCACUUAAUGGUACAAACAAGUAUUUCACAUUACACAAAAUCAAUGCACAAAAACUAAUGCUGGUGCGAAUUAUUGACCUUUACCAGGCUGCAAGAAAACAGCACAGAAUGAUCUACUUUGCAUUUAUCAGAUUGGACAAAUAUCAAAGGUUUAUGCCAAAAUGUAGAGCAUCUGAAGUAUCUGAAAAGAAUGAUCCCAAAAAAGUUAAAUCAAAUAAUAAACUAAAAAAUAUCCUGGAUGUCCAAAUACUGUGCAUUUUUUUCAUUUAUUAUUAUUUGUUUAACAAUGCCAAAUGCUUUUUAAACAACAUUGUAUGUACACAUGUGUACAUGUUAUAGUUAUCCAUUUCAUGUGUGUCUUUUUGAAGGAUGGAUAUUUGUCUUUUCAGCUGGUAGCAUUUACACUAAUGAGAGGCCACAAAGUUUAAUGAGCAGCAAACUGGACUGUGAAAACCACCACAUGCUCCCUGUCUAACCACAGACACACUUUAUCCAAACAGAAAAAAUUUAGAAUCUAUUCCUUUAUUUUUACACUAUAUUUGUCUUUUGCUGCAAUAUUAAAUAUUGUAUAAAGCACUUACAUAUACAGCAUGUACACUUUGUUGUGAGUGCUAGUGUGCAGAUUGAGCAAAAAAAGUUUAAGUCCCCUCAUUAUACUCCAAAAUUGCAUUCGACUAAACAAUAAACAUUUUAAAGUGAAAGGGUGGCAUUUUAACCCCUUUAAAGCUCCUUUUCAGCAUUCUGCAACAAUAAAAACCUUAGCCGUUUUAAUGUCCAAAUACUUAUAUAAUGUGUUGUGCAUGUUUUUACACGUAAGAUGGGAGGGUUUAUACCUCUUUCAAUAAAAUGGGUGUGUUGUUGUAGUCUGACUCAGAAGCCUUCUUACGUACAUGAUCAUUCUGGUU
Molecule: messenger RNA, 3370 nt
Organism: Boleophthalmus pectinirostris (great blue-spotted mudskipper)
Lineage: Eukaryota; Metazoa; Chordata; Actinopteri; Gobiiformes; Gobiidae
Exons: 6
Coding region: 59-856 (265 amino acids)
Source: RefSeq, a predicted model, not a curated record